This is a messenger RNA of Lodderomyces jiufengensis, 2325 nucleotides long. RefSeq names its product Zcf30p (gene ZCF30). Gene Ontology annotation, molecular function: zinc ion binding; DNA-binding transcription factor activity, RNA polymerase II-specific. NCBI's taxonomy places the organism in Eukaryota, Fungi, Ascomycota, Pichiomycetes, Serinales, Debaryomycetaceae. The transcript has a single exon. Gene Ontology annotation, biological process: regulation of DNA-templated transcription. The coding region runs from base 1 to 2325 and encodes 774 amino acids. The record is from RefSeq and is a predicted model, not a curated record.
AUGGCUAAGGAGAAAAGAACAAAACCAUGUUGUAAUUGUAAAAGAUCAAAAGUAAGAUGUGUAUAUGAAGAAAAUUUACCAUGUCAAAGAUGUUUAAAAACAGGUCAAGCUGCAACUUGUCAAUUUGUACCAAAAUUACCUUCUUUAAGAUUACCAAGUCUUGAAUCAUCUACUGGUCAUGUUGUACCACUACCGUUAAAUUCACAUCAUUAUCCUCAAACGCAAUAUGAUUCGUUAUCUACCAUGUCCAAUAUACCUUCAAUGAUACCGACAAAUAAUCAAUAUUUACAAUUAAAUCCAAAUAGAAUGCCUCUACCUCAUCCUGGAUCAACAGUUCAAUUACAGCAAAAUACAAAUACAAAUACAAAUGCAAAUGAUGGAGAUAGAAUGUCACACAUGGAAAAAAAACUAGACUCAUUUGAAAGAAAAUUUGAUAAGUUCAUGGAUUCGUUUAACCUACAACAAACUCAAUAUAAAGAACCAGUACCCCAAUUACAACAACCACGAACCACGUAUCAAAACGGAAUGAAUAUGAAUAAUCUUAUAAAUCAGUCACCGUCAACUAAUCAAACACCACAACCAGAAAUAGAAAACUAUAAAAAACGAAGUUCAACAGAUCCAGAAACCUCUCCUAGAAAAAGGAUUUCUCCCUUGCAUAUUGAUAAUAACCUAAAAGAUUUCAGAAAUGGUUUUCUAACGAAGCAAGAAGCAACAGACUUAUUUCGUUACUUUGAUACAAAUAUUUCACAACAAUUAUUUGGAUUUGAAAUAUCAAAGUUUAGAAUAGACGACAUUUGGGAAAGUUGUCCAGUAUUAGUUUGUGCAGUAAGUACAAUUGCAUCAAUCCAUCAUCCGAAAUUAAAUUCAAAAUCAUCACAAUUACAGAUAUAUUUAAGGGACCUUUGUGGAAGUUUAUUUUUUGCAAAUAAACCAAAAAAUAAAUCAGAUGCAUUUAAUACAAUAGUUGCAUUAAUAUUAUGUAGUUUUUGGUUAUCUGAUUCUCAAAUGUUUACUGGGUUAGCUUUACAAAUUGCCAAGGAAUAUGGAUUGAACAAUCCAAAUUAUGGUCAAAAUAAAGAAGAUUUAAAAUUAUGGUAUUUACUUUACGUACUAGAUGGUCAACAAAGUUUAGCAUUUAAUAGACAACCAUUAGUCAAUUCACAAGAGUAUUCAUUAAAACAUAGUAGAGCAUUGUUAGUUAAUGAAGACGAAAAGAAAAUUUCAAAUUUAGAUAAACAAAUAACAUAUAAAAACAACUCAACAACUAAAAAGCCAUCAGAUGAAGAUUUAAGGAAACUUUUAUUGAAACAAAAAUUAACAGAUUUAAGAUUAGUUUCACAAGUUGAAUAUAAUCAAGCAUUAAGUGAAGCUUUCAGAGGUGAUGCAUGGGAUUUAUUAGUACCUUCAUCAUUUGGUAUCCCAUCAAAAUCAAAUUUAGAAUUAGAUAAAUGGAUGGUUUCAUGGACUGUGUUGUUAUCACCAGCAAGUUAUGGAGCAAUAUGGUCAACUAAAAGUACAUUAAUCUAUUAUAAUUUUGCUAAGAUGCAUAUUAAUUCUUCUGCUGUUAGGCAACUAACAAUGAAUCCAGAUGAUGAGAAUUCAUUACCUAAAUGGAACGGUGCAAUAGAUCUGAAUAAUUCAACAGCAACAACACCUACUCCACCACCACCCCGACCACAACCAAAAGAACAGCCACAAAAAGAAGAAGACUAUGAUUCAGAUGAUUCAGAAUCUUCUCAAGAUGAAGAAGAAUUUAUUUCCAACCGAGAAUUAUUAUCACCAGAUGAAGCAGCAGUAAAUGCAAAUAUAGCAUUAAACGCAGCACAUACAGUUAUAAAUUUGGUCAUAAACGACAAAGAUAUAUUAGAUAACUUGAAAUACGUACCAGUUCAUGUACAUAUAAUGUUAUAUUACGCAGCAUUAUUAUUAAUCAACCCACCAUCAAAAUCGAAUAAUAUUUCAAUUGAACUAACACCGGAAUUAUAUUACAACAAUUUAUUAGAUAAUUUGAGAACUAUAAAUAUCCUAAAGAGAAAAAUUUAUAGUAAUCUACCAAUAGAUAUGAAAUUCGGUACAAGAUUAAUCAAAAGUUUAGAAGAUUUAGAAGGUGAAAAACUAAAUGAAAUCAAGAAUUUUUCAUACAACUUAAAGAAUCAAGAUCUGAAAAAUGAAUUUGAUAAAAAGAUAGAUACAUUUAUAGAAACUAGUGAUAAUAUUCAAGAACUAAUGGAUUAUAAUGAUAGUGGUGGCGAUAGUAGUAGAGCCUCUACUCCAUUACCUGAGAAAAUAAGUGCUUGGCCAGGUUCUCAUCAUGGACAUCCAUAA